This is a messenger RNA of Mollisia scopiformis, 1803 nucleotides long. RefSeq lists its product as uncharacterized. NCBI's taxonomy places the organism in Eukaryota, Fungi, Ascomycota, Leotiomycetes, Helotiales, Mollisiaceae. Bases 266 to 1693 code for a protein of 475 amino acids. Gene Ontology annotation, cellular component: membrane. Gene Ontology annotation, biological process: transmembrane transport; metal ion transport. The record is from RefSeq and is a predicted model, not a curated record. The transcript has 5 exons. Gene Ontology annotation, molecular function: metal ion transmembrane transporter activity.
UUGGUCCAGGUCCGAAACUUCUUAUUCCAUUUCCAUAAGUCGGAAAGGAAUGGGGAGAAUUUCAAUGUUUGGGAUUGGUUUGACACAGGCAUUUCUUCAUAUUGGUUCCCGGGUAAGACGACGUCAAGCAUGCCACAUGCAGCGAAACCGGUCUUGGAGACGGGCGCAAAGUCCACCAAUUUAAGAACAAGCAAUGAGCUAUCCCAUCUGAUCGCUCCAUGGCGAAGAAUUAUGCCUCACAACAAUAGAGAAUUGCGACAGCGUCAUGAGUCGAAAGCUUACAGACAGCGAUCUUUGCCCCUUCCUUAUUACGAAUUCUGAGAAUUCAAUUUUCCAGCGACCUGUUGAUAAUAUGAUUGAGCAAGCAAUUAGGUGUCAUCUGCGUUGUCUCCGUGUCUCUAGCACUUACCACGAUGAGUUGAAAACCAAAGACUGUGCUCUGUUUCACAUAACAUUCUAUGAAAUAAUCCAACGGAACUCUACAAGCAAAGUAACGGAAUUGUGGCCGUCUGGAGACCUGUAUGGUGACAAACAGCAACAUCCAAAAGGAUCUCGUCAGAUCCGUGAAGCUGCUUUGACAAUCGUUGCUGUACCAUGUCGAGAGAUGUCAGGUUCGAAAGCUAGAGCCAUCUUCUGGACGAUGAUAUGUCUACGGCCCAGUCAAUUUCCUCACUUGUACUAUUCUGAGCAAGGAGAUGAGGUUGCAAGACGCCGCACAAACGAGAUGAUAGAUGAUAUGGGCGAUCUCGUCCAUAACAGCCUGGUGACGGUGCUGUCCCGCUGGAAUGAGAUCGCACGCUAUUUUGACGAGCUCCUCACAGAGAAAAGAGAUCUGUUACGUCCCGAUUAUCAUGAUAGCUUGCUGACUGACGAUGAUAACUUCUCAAGAUCGAAAAAGUACUUCUGGGCUAUCGAGUUUCUCAAAGAAGCCUGCAACAGUAUAUCCGACAAUAUCCAGCAGAUAAAACACUUUCUGGAGUUUCUGGAAUCGAAUCCUCCUGGGACCAAAAAAGCAGAAAACGAGUUCUUUCUAAAACUCAAAAGGCACUACCUUACUAUCCAGAAAUUGGAGACCUUGGAGACUCGGCUGAAACUAAAGAAGGAAGAGGCUGCUGCUUUGAGGGAUGGGUUAUUCAGCGCCAGCGCGGUGAUGGACAGCCGGGCUUCCUAUCAGCUCGGACAAAACGUGAAGCUCCUCACACUUGUGAGCAUCUUCUUCCUUCCUCUCUCAUUCUGCGCUUCCAUCUGGAGUGUCAACAACUCAAUCUUCAGCAUGACAGCGUUCGCAAUUGUUACUCCUAUUUUAGGAAUAAUGACGUAUGUUGUGGCUUUUAACCUCGAGAAUAUUGCGUCGUGCUUUAAACGCCCACGUAAGCCAUCUUCAGUACAUCGACCGUCCCGUCCGCAAAGAAGUGAAAAGAAAGGAACCAGCGAAUCCACCUGGAAAAGCGAAGAGGAUAUACACUCCAGACCAGAAUAUUCUGGGAAGCAGCCUUUGUGGACUAGGCGCAAUUUACCAAUUUGGCCGCGAGAGCUUAUCUGGAAGCUGUUGACAUUGGUGGGAGGGUUGAUGCCACCGAGACGCAAGAAAAGACGAAGGUUGGAGGAGGAAUUUCAGCCAACAUCUCUCGCAGAUCUCAGAGAUGUUCAUGUCAAAGUUGAGGUUAACGUCGAGGAAAGUGGCGCAACUUAGCCAACCUCAGGACAUCGCCACAGGACACACAAUUUUGACAGGAGUGGGAGCGCCACGGGCAAAGGCGUUCGUGAAAUCCACGAUUGUGGUGGGGUGGGCCGAUGCAGGUA